GAACCUUCCUUGAGAAGGAGUUUCUUUCUGCCAUCACUAAUGGGAGAAAGGUAGACCUCGAAGAAAUUCGAGAACCACAAGAAGAAGUCCCGAUAGUGUUGGAACCUGAGCAAAGAGAUCAAGCAAUUGAACCUCAAAUUGCUCAAGAUAUACCACGUAGGUCAGACCGGAUACGUAAUCCUCCGGUCAGAUAUGGAUUUCUCAUGUCUGAUGAAGGGGAUACUAGUUAUGUCCUUGGCAUAAGAAUCUACCGAGAUAGAUCAAGAAAGUUAAUAGGUCUGAAUCAAAGUACAUAUAUAGAUAAAAUCCUUGAUCGAUUUAGCAUGUCUAACUCAAAGAAAGGAUCUUUACCUAUGACACCUGGCACGGUUCUUUCCAAGAACCAGAGUCCUUCUACUCCUGAGCAGAAGGAACUCAUGAUGAAGGUUCCAUACGCCUCUGCGAUUGGAUCCAUCAUGUAUGCCAUGAUAUGUACUAGACCUGAUGUCUCAUUCGCUUUAAGCGUGACUAGCAGAUACCAGGGAAGUCCAGGAGAAGCGCACUGGACAGCGGUCAAGAACAUCCUCAAGUAUCUUCGCAAUACUAAGGAUGCAUUCCUGGUAUACGGUGGUGAGGAAGAGCUAAAGGUGGUCGGUUACACUGAUGCUAGCUUCCAAACCGACAGAGACGAUUCAAAAUCACAAGCAGGAUAUUUGUUUUGUCUGAAUGGCGGAGCUUUUAGUUGGAAGAGCUUUAAGGAGGAUACAACCGCCGAUUCGACUAUAGAGGCUGAGUACAUAGCUGCCGCCGAGGCAGCUAAAGAAGCUGUUUGGAUCAAGAAGUUCAUUACUGAACUUGGAGUGAUUCCUAGUAUUAAUGACCCUAUCUCGUUGUUUUGCGACAACACUGGGGCCAUUACACAGGCAAAUGAACCGUGAUCUCACCAGAAAACACAACACAUUAAAUACUUUCUAUUGAAAUAUACAAGAUUAUUAUUAUCCCAAUUUUAAUCUUUAUAUUUUAUACUACUAUAAUCUUUACUAGCAUAAAGAUUGUGGUAGACUCCGGCGUUGUUCGUGUGUCAAAGUUGGAGACCGGACGCUUGAACGGUUACGUUUGCACUUUCAACGCUCUUCCUACGACCUCUUCGUUUUUACCGCUUGCGGAGAAAGGUAUAAAUUUCUUACUCACUA
Cuscuta campestris is the source of this 1172-nucleotide messenger RNA. NCBI's taxonomy places the organism in Eukaryota, Viridiplantae, Streptophyta, Magnoliopsida, Solanales, Convolvulaceae. The record is from the annotation of a GenBank genome assembly.